Scheffersomyces coipomensis is the source of this 3910-nucleotide messenger RNA. RefSeq names its product valine--tRNA ligase (gene VAS1). The coding region runs from base 159 to 3458 and encodes 1099 amino acids. NCBI's taxonomy places the organism in Eukaryota, Fungi, Ascomycota, Pichiomycetes, Serinales, Debaryomycetaceae. Gene Ontology annotation, cellular component: cytosol. The transcript has a single exon. The record is from RefSeq and is a predicted model, not a curated record. Gene Ontology annotation, biological process: valyl-tRNA aminoacylation. Gene Ontology annotation, molecular function: ATP binding; valine-tRNA ligase activity; aminoacyl-tRNA deacylase activity.
AAUCAGUUCAGUUUCAAUUGAGUCACAAGAUAUUUUAUAGUACACAAAAAUGACUAACAAUUUUUUUUUUUUUCAACAACGCAUUGGAAACCAAAAAAAUUUAAACAGCGUUUAGAACAAUUGAUAGAUUGUGAUUUGACUAGGUAUAAAUACAGUGUAUGCUAAUACAUAGACUUAUCGGGAGAAGAAUAGUAAUCAAUACCGUUCAUCAGUUCACGAGAAGGUCAUCUAUUAUCGAUUGGAAACGAGCAUAUUCUUCAAAGUUUAUCAACAUGAGUGAAGAAACAAGUACUACUGCAAGUUCAAUUGCAACCCCAACUCCAACUAAUGAAGAAACUCCAAUUAAGGAAAAAUCCGCUAAGGAAUUAGAAAGAGAACGUAAGAAGGCUGAAAAAUUAGCCAAGUUUGAAGCUAAGAAAGCUAAACAAGCUACUGCUCCAAAAUCAAAUGGUGAUGAAUCAAAGAAACCAAAGAAGGAAAAGAAACAAGCUGAACCAAUUCCUGAAUUCAUUGAUAAAACCGUUCCUGGUGAAAAGAAGAUCUUAGUGUCAUUAGAUGAUCCAUCUCUUGCUGCUUAUAAUCCAAAGAAUGUUGAAAGUUCAUGGUAUGAAUGGUGGAAUAAACAAGGUUUAUUUGAACCUGAAUUCACUGAAUCAGGAGAAAUAAAACCAGAAGGUGCUUUCACUAUUCCUGCUCCUCCACCAAAUGUUACUGGUGCUUUACAUAUUGGACAUGCUUUAACUGUUUCUAUUCAAGAUACUUUAAUUAGAUACAAUAGAAUGAAAGGUAAGACUACUCUUUUCAUUCCAGGUUUCGAUCAUGCUGGUAUUGCAACUCAAUCUGUUGUUGAAAAACAAAUUUGGAGUAAUGAAAAGAAAACUAGACAUGAUUAUGGUCGUGAAAAAUUCAUUGAAAAAGUUUGGGAUUGGAAAGAUGAAUAUCAUAAAAGAAUUAGUGGUCAAGUUAAAAGAUUAGGAGCUUCUUAUGAUUGGUCAAGAGAAGCUUUUACUUUAAGUCCAGAAUAUAGUACUGCUGUUGUGGAAAAUUUCGUUAAAUUACAUGAAGAUGGUACUCUUUACCGUGCUAAUAGAUUAGUUAAUUGGUGUGUUAAAUUAAACACUGCUAUUUCUAAUUUAGAAGUUGAUAAUAAAACUAUCCCAGGUAAAACUUUAUUAUCAGUUCCAAAUUAUGAUAAUAAAAUUGAAUUUGGGGUUAUUACUUCAUUUUCUUAUCAAGUUGAAAAUUCUGAUGAAAAAUUAACUGUGGCUACUACCAGACCUGAAACUAUGUUUGGUGAUACUGGUAUUGCCGUUCAUCCAAAUGAUCCAAGAUAUACUCAUUUACAUGGUAAAUACGUUAUACAUCCAUUCAUCAAUAGAAGAAUACCAAUCAUCACUGAUGCUGAAGCUGUUGAUAUGGAAUUCGGUACUGGUGCAGUUAAAAUCACUCCAGCUCAUGAUCAAAAUGAUUAUGAUACUGGUAAAAGAAACAAUUUAGAAUUCAUUAAUAUUUUCACUGAUGAUGGGUUAUUAAAUGAAAACUGUGGUUCUGAAUGGGUUGGUGUUAAAAGAUUUGAUGCCAGAGCUAAAGUUAUUGAAGCUUUAAAAGCCAAAGAUUUAUUUGUUGAAUCUAAAGAUAAUGAAAUGACCAUUCCAACUUGUUCAAGAUCAGGUGAUGUCAUUGAACCAUUAUUAAAACCUCAAUGGUAUGUUAAUCAAAAAGAAAUGGCUAAAGCUGGUAUUGCUGCUGUUAAAAGUGGUGAAGUUACUAUUACUCCUAAAUCAUCUGAAGCUGAAUUUUUCUAUUAUUUAGAAAAUAUUCAAGAUUGGUGUAUUUCUCGUCAAUUAUGGUGGGGUCAUAGAUGUCCAGUUUAUUUCGUUAAUAUUGAAGGUGAAGAAAAUGAUAAAUUAGAUAAUACUUAUUGGAUCUCAGGUAGAACUGAAGAAGAAGCUUUAGCUAAAGCCAAACAACAAUUCAAAGAUGUUAAAUUCACUUUAGAACAAGAUGAAGAUGUCUUAGAUACUUGGUUUUCAUCUGGUUUAUGGCCAAUUGCCACUUUAGGAUGGCCAAAUGUUGAUUCACCUGAUUAUAAAAAAUUUGCUCCAUUAUCAAUGUUAGAAACUGGUUGGGAUAUUUUAUUCUUUUGGGUUACUAGAAUGAUUUUAUUAUCAUUAAAAUUAACUGGUAAAAUCCCAUUUAAGGAAGUUUUCUGUCAUUCCUUAGUUCGUGAUGCUCAAGGUCGUAAAAUGUCUAAAUCAUUAGGUAAUGUUAUUGAUCCAUUAGAUGUUAUUAAUGGUAUUUCUUUACAAGCUUUACAUGAUAAAUUAAGAGUGGGUAAUUUAGAUCAAAAAGAAUUGAAGAAAGCUGAAGAAGGUCAAAAGCAAUCAUAUCCAGAUGGUAUUCCAGAAUGUGGUACUGAUGCUUUAAGAUUUGCUCUUUGUGCUUAUAGUACUGGUGGUAGAGAUAUUAAUUUAGAUAUUUUGAGAGUUGAAGGUUACAGAAAAUUCGGUAAUAAGAUUUAUCAAGCUACUAAAUUCGUUUUAGGUAGAUUAGGUGAAGAUUAUGUUCCACCAACUCAUAAAGGAUUAUCAGGUAAAGAAUCAUUAGUUGAAAAAUGGAUUUUACAUAGAUUAAAUGAAGCUGCUAAGAAUACUAAUUCUGCUUUAGAAAGACGUGAUUUUGGUGAAUCAACUAAUCAUAUUUAUAACUUUUGGUAUGAAUUAUGUGAUGUUUAUAUUGAAAAUUCUAAAUCAUUAAUUCAAGAUGGUACUCCUGAACAAAAGAAAUCAGCUCAAGAUACUUUAUAUAUUUGUAUUGAUAAUGCUUUAAGAUUAAUUCAUCCAUAUAUGCCAUUUAUUUCAGAAGAAAUGUGGCAAAGAUUACCAAGAUAUGAAGAACAAAAACAAAGUAAAAAGACUAUUUCAAUUGUUACUGCCAAAUAUCCUGAAUAUCAAUCUGAAUAUGAUGAUAUUAAAUCAUAUGAAGCUUAUGAAUCUGUUUUAGAAAUCACUAAAGGUGCUAGAUCAUUAUUAGCUCAAUAUAUUAUUUUAAAGAAUGGUCAAGUUUAUGUUGAAACUUCAAAUGAAAAAUUAUAUGAUAUUAUUGUUGAUCAACAUGAUUCUAUUGUAUCAUUAAUUAAAGGAGUGGAAAAGAUUUAUAUUGUGAAGACUAAAGAAGAAAUUCCAAAGGGUUGUGCAUUACAAGCCAUUGGACCAGAUUUAACUGUUCAUUUAUUAAUUAAGGGACAAAUUGAUAUUGAUUCUGAAAUUAGUAAAGUUGAUAAAAAAUUAGGAGCUGCUAAUGAAUUUUUAAAGAAACAAAAUGAAUCAAUUAGUAAAUUUACUGAUAAGACUAAAGUAGAAGCUAAAGAAGCUGCUUUUAAGAGAUUAGAAAAAUUAACAGCUGAAAUCGAAGGUUAUGAAAAGACCAUUUCUAUUUUAGAACAAUUGAAACUUUAAGUAUCGUAGUAAGUUGUUAGAUUUUGUUAGAACCCAUAUUUGUAAAUAAAUAAAUGAUAAAUUAUUAAAAUAAUCCAUGUGUCGCAAAAACUAUGUCGAAAAAUGUUUGUCGAAAAUCAUUUGUCGCAUUUUCAAUGCUUUUUGGACAAAAUUUCAUGACAUCGUUUACGGACUGCAUAUAACGGAGUGUUUCGAUUCAUGUUUUGAAGAAGAUGACAUUGUUUGUGUUUAUAUUAUUAUUAUUUUUAAUUUUGUACAACUUGAUAUUACGUAUCAUAACUAAAACAGGUAGACGACGAACGUUCGUCGACAACAUGUACUUGACAGCUAAAGUUCAAUUGACAGAAUUGAUUGAACAAAAGUUGUAAUAGUUAUAGUUAUAGUUUAUAGGUGAUUAGCCACGCUUUUACUUUUGCAUUCACGAAUUUCAUUCAUUAAUGCUUUAUCGCCCU